AUGGGCCGCUAUUCAGGCAAGACGUGCCGGCUGCUCUUCAUGCUCGUGCUCACCGUGGUCUUCUUCGUGGCCGAGCUGGUCUCGGGAUACCUGGGCAACUCCAUCGCGCUGCUCUCGGACUCCUUCAACAUGCUCUCGGACCUGAUCUCGCUGUGCGUGGGCCUGGCCUCCGGCUACAUCGCCCGGCGCCCCACCCGAGGCUUCCGCGCCACCUACGGCUACGCGCGCGCGGAGGUGGUGGGCGCGCUGAGCAACGCGGUCUUUCUCACCGCGCUCUGCUUCACCAUCUUCGUGGAGGCGGUGCUGCGCCUGGCCCGGCCCGAGCGCAUCGAUGACCCGGAGCUGGUGCUCAUCGUCGGCGCCCUGGGGCUGGCCGUCAACGUGGUGGGGUUGCUCAUCUUCCAGGACUGCGCCGUCUGGUUCACCUGCUGCUGCCGGGGCCACCGUCGCCGCCUGCAGCAGCGGCAGGAGCAGGCUCUUGGCGACCCUCCCGGCGCUUUUGGGGGGCCCCAAGGCGCCGAGGGCCAGCAGCAUGCUGCGACCCCGACGGCCCCCCGCUUGGACUCAGCUGUGACCCUCCGGGGGGCUUCGAUCGAAAGAAAGCAGAAGGGGGCGACCGUAUUCUCAAAUGUAGCAGGUGAUUCCUUGAACACCCCGAAUGAGCCUGAAGAGACUAUGAAAAAGGAGAAAAAGUCUGAAGCCCUGAAUAUCAGAGGUGUUCUUUUGCAUGUGAUGGGAGAUGCCCUGGGGUCGGUGAUUGUGGUCAUCACUGCCAUUAUAUUCUAUGUGCUGCCCCUGAAAAAUGAGGACCCGUGUAACUGGCAGUGCUACAUCGAUCCCAGCCUAACUGUUGUCAUGGUCAUCAUUAUUUUGUCAUCUGCCUUCCCACUCAUCAAGGAGACUGCUGUCAUUCUCCUGCAGAUGGUCCCCAAGGGAGUCAACAUGGAAGAGCUGAUGAGUAAACUCUCUACUGUGCCUGGAAUCAGCAGUUUGCAUGAAGUGCACAUCUGGGAACUUAUAAGUGGAAAGAUCAUUGCCACCCUGCACAUCAAGUAUCAGAAGGACAGGGGAUAUCAGGAUGCCAGCACAAAAAUUCGAGAAAUUUUCCACAACGCAGGAAUCCACAAUGUGACCAUCCAAUUUGAAAAUGUGGACGUGAAGGAAUCCCUGGAGCAGAAGGACUUACUAUUGCUCUGCAGCCACCCCUGUGUUUCCAACAGCUGUGCUAACAAGCUGUGCUGCCCCCCUGGGUCAGUGCCUCUGGCCCAUGUCAAUGGUUGUGCUGAGCACAAUGGCGUUCCUCCUCUAGAGACAUAUUGUAGCAGAAGAGAUACACCAGAAGUGGCUAUUGAAGUGUCUCUGGAUGGCUGCCUCAGUGACCAUAGACAAGCUAUUAACAAAACUCACGAGGACCAACAUGAUAACAGUACACAUUUUUAA
Molecule: messenger RNA, 1440 nt
Organism: Marmota flaviventris (yellow-bellied marmot)
Lineage: Eukaryota; Metazoa; Chordata; Mammalia; Rodentia; Sciuridae
Gene: Slc30a10
Product: solute carrier family 30 member 10
Biological process (GO): intracellular zinc ion homeostasis; manganese ion transport; zinc ion transmembrane transport
Cellular component (GO): membrane
Molecular function (GO): zinc ion transmembrane transporter activity
Source: RefSeq, a predicted model, not a curated record